AAUAAAGAAGCCCCUAUACAUUAAGGGCCAUUUUGACCAUUUUCUCGUAGAAGCCUCUGUCUGAUAAAAUAUCAUUUCAAAUUGAAGAUUUCUAUUUUUUUCUUUCCUCGAUCAAUUCUGCAAUAUUGCCUCAAGGAAAUGAACGCUCAGUUGAAUUCCACAUCGAAUUCCAUCCAAGAGAACGCCGCCGGAAGUGAUUCCGACUCAAACCCCGACGAUUCGCCUGAAUAUUACCAGCCUAUCUCUUCCACCCCCGAUGACGAUCAGAACUCCGAUGAUGAUGAAGAGUGCCACGAAUCUAGUAAUUUUCAUCGCCUUCCUAAUGGCUAUGCGAAUUGCGUAGAGAACGGUAUAUCAUCACUGGAUCUAAGUGACGUGGAUGAUGAGGUUGAAGAAGAGGAGGAAGAGAUAAUAGCGGCGGCUGAUACUGCUGUACGGAGAGCGUUUAGAGAGGACGAGAGCCGUCGCAACAGUCCAUUGACGGAGGAGAAUGCAACGAGAGUAAUGGAAGCUAUGCGUAGGGUUUCUUUUGGUGGAGUGGCUCCUGAUUGGACUACCCAACUUCCUGAGGAUCAGUGGAUUGAUCAUUUACGAAGAUUGAGAACACCGCCAGCUACUACUACCUCGACGAAUUGAAGAUGUUGAUUUGCUAUUAAUUAAUACUAAUUGCAUGAGUUUUAUGGAUUUAAUUUUGUUUGUUGUAGCUGAUUAUUCAUGGGAUGUGGUAGCUAUUGUUGUUACAUUGUUGAAUGUUGAGUUGUAGUUAAACCUUUCUAGCCUUAUAUGGUCAUGAAUAUGCUUUAAGAA
Messenger RNA from Lycium ferocissimum, 807 nucleotides. RefSeq lists its product as uncharacterized. The record is from RefSeq and is a predicted model, not a curated record. The coding region runs from base 139 to 636 and encodes 165 amino acids. The transcript is spliced from 2 exons. Lineage: Eukaryota; Viridiplantae; Streptophyta; Magnoliopsida; Solanales; Solanaceae.